Molecule: messenger RNA, 684 nt
Organism: Microthlaspi erraticum
Lineage: Eukaryota; Viridiplantae; Streptophyta; Magnoliopsida; Brassicales; Brassicaceae
Source: the annotation of a GenBank genome assembly
AUGUUAGGGCGGUGGUUCUACAAAAGGCGUGAAGAUGCUUUAAAUCUGCAGACACCAUACAGCAAGGGAGUUGAGUAUAUACUGGCCAUCCGUGAACAUUACGCUCAGUCAAUGGAUGUUCAGCGGAUAGAUGCAACUAGUUUCCAUGUUGCUUCUGGACGUUCGCACUAUGUAGUUGAUCUAGAACAGGGUAAAUGUGAGUGUGGAGUGUUCCAAGUCGAGAAAAUGCCCUGUACACAUGUCCUUGCAGCGCUUGCCUCAGCUGGUGUGCACGUCUCACACCAUACAUGUGACACAUACUCGCAGGAAUGCUUGUAUGCGACCUACGCCCAUCCUAUAUAUCCUGAGGAGGAAAUUGACAACCACAAGAAGAAGAGCGAGCGGUGCCGACCUCCAAAACCGAAGGAUGGGCCUGGUCGUAAGAAGAAAUCAAGAUGGCAGUCGUGGCUGGAAAUUUCUAGGAAGUCUAAGAAGAAAGGCAAGAGUCGAAGGAAGAAGCCCAAAGUUUACAGCUGCUCCAAAUGCAAGCAACCAGGACAUACGCGCCCGUGUCCAAGCCUGCUGAGAAGUAAACUCGGCGGUCUACGAGCGGUCUUCCGGAGGUCUACGAGGCUUUCACGUAGCUUCUCUGGAGGUCUACGAGGCUUUAACGGAAAUUCAGUGGAGGUUUACGAUGCCUACUAG